CAAAAACAGAAAAGCAAGUGUAAGUUUCAUGGGUUUGACGUUUUGCAUAGAAGCACAGUUAACGUGAUUUUUGCUUCGUUUAAGUGUUCAUAAAGAUCCUGAAUGGGCGAAACAAGUCGACGGUCGACUAGUACUGAAGUUCCAAGUGUUAAAUCGGAAUUCAUCAGCUGAUCAAGUGUUAAAUGGGAAUUCAAUUUGACAACCAUUAGAUUGAUUACCUAUGCGCUUAGUUGAUAUAAAAGUCGACCUUUCCGCUUGACAAGAUAAUGUUACACCUUUGAUUAGUUACAGUAGAUCCACAUGCUCAAUCCUUCAGAAAAGGCAUCACCCGAACUUCAAAACCAGGAUGAUAGGUCUUCGAAUGGACAUCUUGGUUUUGAAAAAGGCAAGGAGAAAAUUAAAGAAUGGCCGCAAAUUAUAGCAAUAAUUAUCGGUGGACUAGGCGCUUUUACAAAUGGAAUGCUCUUUGUUUGGACCUCUCCAUUUACAGUGAAGAUAGUAAAUGACACAGAACAUUAUCAGAUUUCCGAAGAAGAGGCGUCCGAGUUUACAAUUUUUCCGCCUAUAGGUUUAAUUGCAUCCAGUUUCUUUUUCUUUAAACUGGUGGAUGUUAUCGGCCGAAAAAGGACGGUUUUGCUAUUGGCCGUACCACAUCUAACGUUUUGGACAACGAUUAUUUUCGCUAAGAGUGUGUACGUCUUCUAUGCAGCGAGAUUCGUAGCCGGAAUUGGCGAUGCGACGCUGUUCGCUUCGCUGCCGAUUUAUUGCGGGGAAAUCUCCACACCAAAAGUGAGAGGAACAUGGGGCAAUUCGGUCGCAUUUUUCCUUUACGGGGGGCAAUUUUUUAUCAAUUGCAUAGGAAGUUAUUUAGAUGUGCGACAAACGGCAUACGUGUGUAUCGGGUUUCCCGUAAUCUUCAUAAUCCUUCUGUCUCUGAUGCCCGAAUCUCCGUAUUUUUUCAUAAGAAAAGGCAACUACGAAGCUGCGAAAUCGACAAUGAAGUGGCUCCGGCGGUCAGAAAACAUCGACGACGAAUUCGGCAAAAUGAAAACGGAAGUCGAACGGCAAAUUUCCGAAUCCGGCAGUUGGAAAGAUCUGAUUACCAUUCCCAGUAAUAGAAACGCAUUGAUAGCCGGCGUGUUUCUACGUUUUUCACAACAAUUUUGCGGCAUAACGAUCUUUUCGACUUACUCCCAGGCAAUAUUCGAAAAGGCCGGUGGAAGCGUGAGUGCGAGCACAUCGGCGAUGAUAUUCUCGGGAUUAUGUUGGGGUUUAAAUUUUUGCCUUUUCGGUGCGGUGGAAAAAUUCGGCAGGAGAAUGACAUACAUGUACUCUCUGUUGAGUUCCGCCGUUGUAUUGUUUGUGGUGUCCGCGUAUUUGUUUAUCGAGCAGCACGAUUUUUUUGACGUAAGCGCCGUAAAAUGGUUACCGCUGGCCGGGAUGAUCGUGUAUAUCUUUUGCUAUUCCUUUGGUUUGGGAGUGGUGCCGAUUAUAAUGCUCGGCGAGCUGUUUUCAGCUAGCAUCAAAGCCAAAGCGUUGUGCGUUUUGAAUAUCGUAUUCGGUUUGGGCAUAUUUAUCACGACUUACUUGUUCCACAUUCUCAAUAACAAUGUCGGCCUCUAUUGCCCGUUUGUUGUAUUUUCCAUAGCCUGCUUUAUUUCUUCGGCACUCACUACCUAUUUUGUCCCCGAAACCAAAGGCAAAACUCUCGAUGAGAUUAAUCAAAUGCUUAAAGGACGCUCUUUUAAUGCGAAUAAAUAAAACAUUUGAACCAU
Molecule: messenger RNA, 1775 nt
Organism: Cylas formicarius (sweet potato weevil)
Lineage: Eukaryota; Metazoa; Arthropoda; Insecta; Coleoptera; Brentidae
Product: facilitated trehalose transporter Tret1-like
Exons: 6
Coding region: 301-1761 (486 amino acids)
Biological process (GO): transmembrane transport
Cellular component (GO): membrane
Molecular function (GO): transmembrane transporter activity
Source: RefSeq, a predicted model, not a curated record